Messenger RNA from Argentina anserina (silverweed cinquefoil), 1646 nucleotides. Its product is annotated as BTB/POZ domain-containing protein At1g63850-like. NCBI's taxonomy places the organism in Eukaryota, Viridiplantae, Streptophyta, Magnoliopsida, Rosales, Rosaceae. Bases 20 to 1480 code for a protein of 486 amino acids. The record is from RefSeq and is a predicted model, not a curated record. The transcript has 2 exons.
UUUUCCUUCCCACCAAAAAAUGAAGACUCCCGAGUCGCCUUCCCAAUCGUCGAAUCGCCCCAAUCCCAAUCCACUCCCAUCCGAUAAACUCGUCACCGGAGCCACCUCCAAGAAGCGCCUACGCGCCGCCGCACUCGCCACCUCCUCCUGCGCUUCCAUCAUCAUCGACUCUCCCAACUCCCACACCGACCUCAUCAAACCUGACCCCAUCCCCCACGACCCUUCCCUCCCUUCCUUCAACCACCCCGCCUCCGCUGACGUCAUCAUCCGCCUCUCCCUCGACCCCGCCUCCGACCACUCCCCGGACGACGUCGUCCUCUACCUCCACGCCGCCUGCCUCCGCCGCUGCAAAUACUUCGCCGCGCUCUUAUCCGACCGCUGGCAGCACCACCACGAAAACGACGCCGUAUCCGCCGCCGCCGCGCCGUAUCGGAUCAAUCUCGAGGUCCCGCCGGCGCCGGGAGCCAUGGAGGCCCGAAUUUCCGUGCUGCGGCUUCUCUACUCCGACGACUUCGCCUCCGAGAUCAACACCGCGUCGGCGGCGAUCGAGAUCCUUCCGGUGGCUCUGGAGCUUCUCUUCGAGGACUGCGUCCGGCGCUGCGUCCGGCUCCUGGAGGCGGUGCCGUGGACGGAGGAGGAAGAGAGCCGCGUCCUCGCCUUGGUGCCUCUUCUGAGUGAAGAAGAAUCCAAAGACCUCAUAGCUAGGGUUUCAGGGACUAACAACUCCGGCGAGGAAAUGCUCUACGGCUUAAUCACCUCCGUGAUUCACAAUCAGAACAUGGCGUAUGUGAAGGCGUUCGUGGCCAAGCUGCUCCGGGAAUUCUCCUCCCGGAGCUCGGCGGAGCGCGUGCUGGAGAGGGCCUUUCAGGGGACCUUCAAGGUGGUGAAGGAGUCGAUGGAGGACUACACAAGCCCCGGAGUGAGGGGAGACCACAACGAGACCGAGGCGAUACAGAGGCUGAACUUGCAUACGGCUAUGACCAAUGGGAGGCACCUGUUGUGGCUGGUGGAGAGGAUGAUUGAGCUCAGGGUGGCCGACGCUGCCGUGAGGGAGUGGAGCGAGCAGCCGGCUUUUACUGCGGAUUUGCAGAGGGCGUUUAGGGAUGAUGCGUGGAGGAAUAUUGUGCCUGGCCUUCCUGGUGUGUUGCUACGCUGCACUGCGAAGCUUGCGAGUGCGAUGGCUUCCGGUACCAUUUUGGUUGCUGCCCAGGUCCGGAAGAAGCUUGUAAAUGAUUGGCUUCCAGUUCUGAUUGUUUGCAAAGACAAUAUAUCACCUCUGACGCCAAAUAACAGACCCUUAUACCUGGACCUGGAAGAGACAUUCCUCAAAAUCAUCUCUACACUGCCAAUGUUGGAUGCACAAGAGUUGUUGCAGCAGUGUCUUGGCUUCUCAACCCGGAACUAUGAUGAUUGCCCUCAUUUGGUCAUGGCCUUCAAUACCUGGUUCCGCCGUGCUGCUCGACCCUCUCAAGGAAUCUAGUGUUUAACCUCUUGUUAAUAUAUAUGAACCAAGUGCAUCUUUGCCCUCUUGUUCUUGUGGAUAUAUUUAAGGUUAGAUAUUAUUAGGCUGUUUCAGACGUUGUGAAUAUUAACCUAUCGUCGUAGACAGCCAAACUCAGCGGUAUAUAAACCUCAGACUUUUUACA